Messenger RNA from Drosophila busckii, 1986 nucleotides. RefSeq names its product conserved oligomeric Golgi complex subunit 6 (gene Cog6). NCBI's taxonomy places the organism in Eukaryota, Metazoa, Arthropoda, Insecta, Diptera, Drosophilidae. Gene Ontology annotation, cellular component: COG complex. The record is from RefSeq and is a predicted model, not a curated record. Gene Ontology annotation, biological process: intra-Golgi vesicle-mediated transport. The transcript has 2 exons. Bases 38 to 1912 code for a protein of 624 amino acids.
UGUUUACGUCAAUUGUUCUUGCUGAAACAGGAAUAACAUGCAAGUCGCAGAAGAACAGGAUCGCAUACAAAAGCGCGUCAACAAAAUACUGGAGGCGCGCUUGGAGAGCGACAAGGAUACACUGGAGGCAUUACACGGCCUCUCAAACUUUUUUCAGGAGAAUACGCUGCAGAACCGCCGCAACUUACGCAGCCAAAUUGAGCAGCGCUCCGUUGGCAUAAAUGAGAAUUUUCUAAAAGCUUUUCGCGAGGUGAAGCUAACGCUGGAUGCAGUCUGCAAUGAUUUGGACACAAUGGCCAGCUCUGUGCAGACAAUGAAAAGCGAACUUGAGACCAGCAAGGCAUUGACAAAAGAUUUGAUUGAGCAAACAAACAAUAUGCAGCAGGAGCGUGAGCGCCUAGAAGUGCAUCAGCAGAUAGCACAGGCUUUUCUGGCGCGCUUUCAGCUCAGCGUGCCGGAGCAUCAACUGCUGUAUGGUCAGACCAAGGAUGCGCCCAUUGUGCAUGAGUUCUUCAAGGUGUUGGAACGCGUGCAGUCUAUACACGCCGAUUGUCGCCUGCUAAUGCAGUGUGGCUACCAAACGGCUGCGCUGGACAUCAUGGAGGAGAUGACGUUGCAUCAAGAGGGCGCACUGGAGCGGCUCUAUCGCUGGACGCAGAAUCACUGCAGAAAUCUGGAAAACAAUGAAAUAGGAGCUUUGGUAGUUGAGGCUAUGAGUCGGCUGCAGGAUCGUCCCGUGCUCUUUAAGUACGUAAUUGAUGAGUACGCCAUAGCAAGGCGCGCAGUGCUUGUGCGACAAUUUAUUGAGGCGCUCACUGAGGGUGGGCCAGGUGGCAAUCCCAAGCCAAUUGAGUUGCAUGCGCACGAUCCCAAGCGUUAUAUAGGCGACAUGUUUGCCUGGCUGCAUCAGAGCAUACCCAAUGAAAAGGAGAACCUAACGCUGCUGUUCAAACAGUGCGACAAGCAUGAUAUAACGGAGCAAAUGCAGCGCGCCUUGAGCUACAUAGCCGAUGGCGUCUGCCAUCCGCUCAAGGUGCGUGUGGAGACCAUAUUGGGUCAGGAGCAGGACACCAUUAUACUGUUUACUAUAUCCAAUCUGCUGCGUUUCUAUCAGCAAAUUAUGCGACAAGUUGUGCAAGGCGGCAGCCUGGAGCAAUGCCUCAUUGAGUUGCAACAGAGCAGCGAGCAGUUUUAUCUAAACUCUUUGGCUGCACAGGUGCGUCAAGUUCUGCAGCGUCCCGCCGGCAGCAGUCUGGCCUUGGAGCCACCACAGCGAGAUCUGGUGCCGCCGCCCAGCGUUGCGCGUUUGCUCAACAUUCUGAAGGAGAUAUUGUCUGUAGCUACCAUGGUAGAUGGACGGCAAGCGGACAUUACCAAAAUAGUUAGCUGUGUCAUCGAUCCGCUGCUGCAAUCUGUGCAAGAGAGCGCUGCUCAUUUGCCCACAGUGGACAUGGCUGUGUAUCUGCUAAACUGUCUCUAUCACAUGCAGAGCACUUUGGCUGUCUUCGAGUACAUGGAUGAGCGCGUGGAGCGUCUGCAAGCGCAAUCAGAUGCACAGCUGGAUACGCUGACCUCAGAGCAGGCUUCCUCGCUGGUGGCCAAUCUCAAUCUGGGUCCAAUCUACAACAUACUGCAAAGCAAUCAAACGAAAAUUGAAACCAAUUUACUAAAGAUUUUCAUGUCCAAGCUGGAUGCAUUCCUACAGCUGCCCGAUGUGCUCUUGCUGCCGCAAGUGCAGCUCAUCAUGUCCAGCGCACAUCGCAGCACAGUGCAGAAGCGCGCCUUUAAUGUCAUUGUGGCCAUCUAUAAGCAGAUCUAUGAGCGCGUGCACGACCCAGCCAACGGCUUUGAGCAACCCGAGGCGCUGCUGAGCAAGACGCCAGAGCAGGUUACACAAAUGCUGCUUAAUUAAAAGGCUGUAAGUCUGCUGUAUUUAAUUGUUCUAAUAUAUAUGUAUAAGCUAUCACUGUAAAUUAAUUUGUUGUU